AUGCAACGGGCGUCGUACGGGCAGUCGCCCCCGUUGCACCACCCCGUGCCGCAGCACGUUUCCACAGUGCCCCAGCUGCGGUCGCCGCCGCCGCCGCCCGGCUCGGCGCAGUCGCAUCAGCAGGGCUACGGCGGGACGCCCUACCAGCAGCAGGGCGGCUCGGCGGGCAACGUCUUUGGCGCCUAUGGGCAGUUCAUGAACGAUCCCACGGCGCAGGUGGCCGCGCAGUUUGGGCAGACGGCCUUUAAACAUGGCCAGGAAUACGUUGAGCAAAACUUUGGCCGCUACGUCAACGUCUCGGCGUUAAAACACUACUUCAAUGUCUCCAACUCGUACGUCGUCAACAAGCUCUUCCUGGUCCUCUUCCCGUGGCGGCAUAAGCCUUGGUCGCGCAAGCAAGCGGUCGGCGCGAAUGGCCAGGAGGGCUGGUACCUGCCUCCGCGGGAGGACAUCAACAGCCCCGACAUGUACAUUCCAGUAAUGGCCCUCGUCACAUAUAUCCUUCUCUCGACUCUGAUCGCGGGUCUGAGGGGUCAGUUCCAGCCGGAGCUGCUGGGGUACACGGCAACGAUAGGGCUGGCGGUUGUCAUCGUCGAGAUAGUCGCCCUCAAACUCGGGUGCUACCUGUUGAGCAUCUCAAGCCAAUCGCAGCUCUUUGACCUCAUUGCGUACUCGGGAUACAAGUUUGUCGGCAUCAUUGUCACGAUUGUCGUGGCCGAGCUUGUCAACGGUGGCAAGGGCACGGGCGGCUGGGUUGGCUGGGCGGUGUUCUUCUACACGUUCCUGGCCAACUCGCUCUUCCUGAUGCGCUCGCUCAAGUACGUUCUUCUCCCCGAGUCGUCGGGCAACACCGGCGGCCCGAUGCAGACGGACUCAAGGGCCAAGCGGAACCAGAGGACGCAGUUCCUCUUCUUCUACUCCUACAUCGUCCAGCUAUUCUUCAUGUGGAUCCUCACCAGGGCUUGA
Molecule: messenger RNA, 966 nt
Organism: Purpureocillium lilacinum
Lineage: Eukaryota; Fungi; Ascomycota; Sordariomycetes; Hypocreales; Ophiocordycipitaceae
Biological process (GO): endoplasmic reticulum to Golgi vesicle-mediated transport
Cellular component (GO): endoplasmic reticulum membrane; COPII-coated ER to Golgi transport vesicle; Golgi membrane
Source: RefSeq, a predicted model, not a curated record